UUUUAUGCUCUACUCAAGAAUAUUUCACUUAUACGACGGAGAUCAGCCUUAUGGUGGAGGAAACCGGGCAAAGCCCAGAAGAAACCCACGACCAUCCGCAGCCUGCAGACAGACCUUCCCACUUGCGCUGAAUAGAUUUCACAAAAAUAUAUUUUAGGGCAAUCAAUAUUUAUUCUGAUUAUCCGAGUACAAUAUUAGAUUUGCCGUUCUAUGGGUUUAGUUACAGAAUAGAUUUCACAAAAAAUGUAUAGUAGCUUAAUCAAAUUUUAUUCUGAGUACCCGAGUACAAUUUUAGAUUAGCUGUUUAGUUACACAUAACGUUACAUCAAUACAUUUCACGAAAAUGCGUUUUAUUGUUCAAAAUUAAUUUCCAUCACAUCAUUAUACCGUUUCAAGUCCACCAUAGAAUCUAAAUAUUUAAGAUGCAUUGCACGUCCUCAAUUCCCAUCGAUGACCAUUUGCUUCAUUUGACAUGCAUAUAUCCUUGAUUCAUAUAUACGUGUCUGUCCUGUUUUACAGUUCCUGGUCUUCCUGAAGCCUUUAAUAACAGAUCACCAAGAAGUAGAUGAUUUCUGUAAAUAUGCUGAAAAACUAUUCAACAAGUGUGAUGAAAGUUUUAGAGAAUCAUCAGACUUUAAAAAGCUAGUCCAGUCUACGAGGUCCGCUAUCAGCAAUGACAAGCAGAGGGUGUACGUCCAUAUUAUGGACUUUGUGCAAGAGUUAAAGGCCCAUGGCAAAUACUCCGCCGAGAUAAACGGUAAAAAUAAGAUGAAUGUCAAACAUAAACGUAGAAAGAGGGAUCGUGGAAAAAGCUCUGGUUCAGACUCAGGGGAGUUAUCGAAGAAAAAGGCGAACCGUGGCAAGGGAGUAUUGGAUGUACCGGUAGAUGCACCAGACUAUGAGCUAGUCUCUAAAAAUAACGGUGAAUCCCCCCACACGCACAGCACAUGUUCUCCUUCUGCCAGCCCUGCUAAAAAAUCCAAACUGGACAGCGAUGCGGCAGAGUCUGACAAGGUCUGGAUCGUCUUAAAACGUAACACAACUCCAGGGACUGGAUCAAGUUCUGAAGUCACCAAAAGAGCUAAUGCCACAGACGGUCAACUUCCUGUUCAGAAAGAUGCGGACAGUCCUUUGGGCACCGUGGACGAUGGCAGUGAGUGCCAUUCUUCACCAUUUACUGCUGGUUCAAGUACUUCGAAGUUGAUCCCUAGACGUGUAAAUCUUCAGCCCGCGAAGGUAGAAUCGGUGUCUACCCCAAUCUCGAUCUUUAAAUGUGUAGACCCUCCCUCGGAGCUGGCUUCCACACCUAACAGGGCGACAGAAAAUACACCAUUUAUCCAGAAAGAAAAGAAUUUUGCUUCAGUUGUUAAUGAUAAAAAGGAAUAUAGAAAUUCCUCGUCAAAGCCAGCUUCAACAUCUAAGGAGAAAGUGAAAGUGAAACCAUCUUACAGCAAAGAUCAGCAUACUGUUAAUGGUGCAAAUGCCUCGCCAAGUCCACGGUCAACAUCUAAACAGAAAGCGAAAAUUAAACCCUCUUGCAGCAAAGUUCAGAAUGGUGUUCAGGAUGCAAAUACUUCGUCUAAUCCCGGGUCAGCAUCUAAAAAGGAAGCGAAAAUAAAACCAUCUUGCAGCGAAAACCAGGAUGAUAAAAAAACAGAUGUCAGUGAGAAACAUAUCAGACAACAGGAGAUUUAUCUGGCAGAAUUGAGGAAUAUAAUAGAAAGGUUAAAAAAGCAGGAGAUGUCGUUAGAUGAGCUGGAUGAUGAGAACUCGUGUUACAUGUGCGAGGACAAACUGGAGAGGAAGUUCGUCAAAGUCUGGGAAAAGUUAUGUGAGCUUAAGGGGAGGCGGAAAACCACAGGUCGACCCGUCGAGAAGCGGUUGAGAUUUGAGGGUACCAGAUUCCCGGAGAUAAACAAGAAAAUCAGACGACUUAUUAACAAGAAAAACAUCUUUCCUGAGCUGCAUGACAUCACAGAUAUCAUCAUGAAAGUUAACAAGACUGAAAAUCUCUGUUUGUCUUCGGAGAGGGUGAAGGAUAUUUCAAACUCCACCUUUCAGGACGUGGGAUAUCUUCUCAAGGAACGACGCCGGCAGGAUUUUUUGAUCACCUUCAACUGCCGAUUGCCUGAUUGUGUGAACUUAUAUGAUGACCCAGCAUUGACAGACCCUGAACUAGAGGCCAAACUGGAGAGAAAUCGGUUAGAGGGCGAUAAGAAGCUGAAUGAGGUGUUCCUUAAAUACGUGCGAGAACAGGAGUCUGAGGAACUGGCUAAACAGUCAGGAAAAGAGAAACGCGAGAUGUCCUGCUCACCGACCAAUGAGGAGAAAGAAGAAGUGUGUGUACCGAAACUUUAUGAAGUGUUGAGUGAAACAGUUGAUGACCAAAGGGGAGAUAAUUCGACUGAAAUGGAUGUAGGAGGAAACGACGGGAUGAUGGAUGUAAUCGAACUGUCCACAGACGAAGACAAGGACGUUGACGAUGCUCAGUCAGAUGAGGACAGGGAAAACGACAAAGACACUCAACUGCCGAGAAAUUUCGCGGCGUCCUACAAUCGAAAGAAGAAUGCAGAAAAUCAUGACAGCCAAAUGUAGUCUGUUGAUGUGAUGUUAAAUAUUGUUGUGACGUCAUUAAUUAUUAUGCAUAGUGACAUAGGUACUAGCACAAGCGCAAUGGAAAGAGCGAGCAGAAAUAUGGAUAUUAAGUAUAUACUUGAUUAGUUAUUUCUGUCUGAGAAAACGCUGGCAUAAAUGGCAGAGUCCAUUGCGUCUUCCACCUUUAACACCCUGUAAUUUAUGCCGGAGGUGUGUUGCCUCUCAGCCUGUGAGAGUUUAAGGUAAAGGCCUCUGAAAUUCAAUAGGUAUCACUAAAUAGACCACUUAAAAUUAUGUAUAAAUGUACUUUCAUUUAUUUAUUUUUUUUUUUUAGAUUUUUGUGAAGAGAUUUAAAGGCAUCCAAAAGGUAUUCUACGGUGGGCUUUAUGGACCAUAAUAUCAGAAUUUAGGAACUCUGACUUCUGAGGAAUUUUUUCCAACUCUAAUCACGACACUGAAUUUUGAAAUAACUCUUUUUACCUAUAAAUAAAGUAUUACUGAAAUGAUGCUCCCAAAAAUUUAUGUCUUCUGGUGAAUAUCAGGAAAA
Messenger RNA from Liolophura sinensis, 3142 nucleotides. Its product is annotated as death domain-associated protein 6-like. The coding region runs from base 703 to 2595 and encodes 630 amino acids. NCBI's taxonomy places the organism in Eukaryota, Metazoa, Mollusca, Polyplacophora, Chitonida, Chitonidae. Gene Ontology annotation, cellular component: nucleus; PML body. Gene Ontology annotation, molecular function: histone binding; transcription corepressor activity; nuclear androgen receptor binding. Gene Ontology annotation, biological process: negative regulation of DNA-templated transcription; nucleosome assembly; regulation of apoptotic process. The transcript has 7 exons. The record is from RefSeq and is a predicted model, not a curated record.